AUGAGCUUGAGACUUCUCAGACUGUCACGAGUGUCAAACGUGGUCAGAAGAAGCUACACAACGUCACGAAAUCACCCAAUGUUCAUCGACAUCGCCGUCAACCUGUCUGAUCCCCAAUUCCAGGGUAUCUACCAUGGCAAACAGGGCCAUGAAAGCGACUUCAAUGCUGUGCUCGAGCGAGCUAAGGAGCAGAAGCUCACAAAGAUCCUAGUCACGGGCACAGAUCUUUCCGAAACCAAGGAGUCGGUCAAGAUCUGCAAUGACUUCCACUGUGACUAUCUGGAGCUCUACUGCACUGGUGGAAUCCAUCCUUGUUCAGCCCUAGCAGAAUACAACGCCCAAACCGGAGGAAAGCAGAAGGCUACGGAAGCUGAGGGAGACUACGAUAUCAACGCUAUCGGCUCACGAAUCCAGGAUCUGCUGGAGGUGGCCAGAUCGAACCCCAAGACUCUGCUUGCACUUGGGGAAUUUGGACUGGACUAUGACCGACUGCAUUUCAGCCCCGAGAAGAUCCAGAAGCUGUUUUUUGAGCAGCAGUUGAAACUCUUUGCCGAGUCAGGACUCGACCUUCCUCUGUUCCUGCACUCCAGAGCAGCCCACAAGGAUUUCUGCGACAUGCUGUAUCCCUAUUUGAAGGCUGGCAAGUUUCCCAGAGGAGGCGUGGUCCACUCUUUCACUGGUACCCUCGACGAGCUCCAGGAUCACGUCAAGAUGGGCCUUUACAUCGGUAUCAACGGCUGCUCACUCAAGACCAAGGAGAACUUGGACGUGGCCAAGGAGAUCCCCCUGGAGUUGCUGUUGCUUGAAACUGAUGCCCCAUGGUGCGAGAUCCGACCUUCGCACGAAUCACACAAACUGCUCCAAGGGCACAAGCUACCCUAUGAGUCGAAAAAGAAGGAGAAAUUCGUGGAGAACAGCAUGAUUAAGGGCCGGUGUGAGCCUGCCAACAUUGUGCUGGUAGCCAAGGUUAUGGCCGAGUUGAAGGGCGUUCCUCUGGAGGAGCUCACCAAGGUAGUUUACGAGAACUCGCUCAAGUUCCUCAACCUCGAAAAGUAA
Messenger RNA from Yarrowia lipolytica CLIB122, 1056 nucleotides. RefSeq lists its product as uncharacterized. Gene Ontology annotation, cellular component: cytosol. NCBI's taxonomy places the organism in Eukaryota, Fungi, Ascomycota, Dipodascomycetes, Dipodascales. The record is from RefSeq and is a predicted model, not a curated record. Gene Ontology annotation, molecular function: 3'-5'-DNA exonuclease activity.